Molecule: messenger RNA, 2354 nt
Organism: Propithecus coquereli (Coquerel's sifaka)
Lineage: Eukaryota; Metazoa; Chordata; Mammalia; Primates; Indriidae
Gene: RAB21
Product: RAB21, member RAS oncogene family
Exons: 6
Biological process (GO): Rab protein signal transduction
Molecular function (GO): GTPase activity; GTP binding
Source: RefSeq, a predicted model, not a curated record
AGGAGACGCCAUUAGAGGGGAGGCGGAGAGGGAACGCUCUUCGUCUUUCCUCCCGUGCCUGACGUGGUGUCUCGGGCCCUUCAUUCUCGGACUUUCCCUCGGCCCUUCCAGGCCUCGCCCGGACGAAAGAGUGGAGACGGCGCCCGGGUCGGCGCGGCCGGUGCCGGAGGGGGCUGAACCCGUCGCGGCUGUGGGGAGCUCGGCGCGACUCUUGGGCGCGAGCAGCAGGGAAGCGACGGGAUGGCUGCGGCCGGCGGCGGCGGGGCGGCGGCGGCGGGCCGAGCCUACUCGUUCAAGGUGGUAUUGCUGGGGGAAGGCUGCGUGGGGAAGACGUCGCUGGUGCUGCGCUACUGUGAGAACAAGUUUAACGACAAGCACAUCACCACUCUGCAGGCAUCAUUCUUAACAAAGAAGUUAAAUAUUGGCGGGAAAAGAGUAAACCUUGCCAUAUGGGAUACAGCAGGUCAAGAGAGAUUCCAUGCGUUGGGUCCAAUUUACUACAGAGAUUCAAAUGGAGCUAUUUUAGUUUAUGAUAUAACAGAUGAAGAUUCUUUUCAAAAGGUAAAAAACUGGGUCAAAGAAUUACGGAAAAUGUUGGGAAAUGAAAUCUGUUUAUGUAUAGUUGGUAAGCAUCAUUACUCUUUUUGAAAAGGUCCUUUGUAUGCAGAAUCUGUGGGAGCAAAACAUUAUCAUACUUCAGCCAAACAGAACAAAGGAAUUGAGGAACUCUUUCUUGACCUCUGUAAAAGGAUGAUAGAAACAGCACAAGUGGACGAGAGAGCAAAAGGCAAUGGCUCUAGUCAACCAGGAACUGCAAGGCGAGGCGUACAAAUUAUCGAUGAUGAACCUCAAAUGCAGAGUGGAGGUGGAGGGUGCUGUUCUUCUGGAUAACUGUUCACACUUAAAAAAUUAAAACAAAACUGUGGAUCAUUGCCCUCAACAUGAAGACUGCCAUAUUCCAAGUCACAUUAUUUUACCAACGGAGUUAUAGAAUUAACAGUAUUUUAAAUUACGUUUAUAACACUGCAGAGACCUUAAGUGCUAAACUUAGUGGAGUUUGUGACCAGAGAAUUGGCAUUUUCUACAAAUGUUAACAAAGCAAUUACCAAUGGCCUUUUUACAUAUUUUUUUCUUUAAUGAGGAAUAAUAUGCAUGUAGAAAAGACCUACUUAAAGGCUUCAUUUAUAUUCUUUUAAAUCAAAUCUUUAUUUAAUAACUUAUAUAUGUUGUGGGAAUGGUAUACAUUUUUGCAGCCCUUUGUAUUUUGUGGUAGUUUGAAUUGUAUCACUUCUAAACAGCAAACUGUUUUUGUUUUUGUUUUUUUUAAAUUAGCAGAUACCCGAAGUACUAUUUUUGCAGGGUUUGCACAGGCCCCUAACUGUCUACUACUUUGAUAUAAUCUGUAUACAUCCUGUAUGCUGAGCUGGUAAAAUAGAUUGUAUAUUACAUAUUAAAUAUUUUAUCUGCUUUUACAAGCGCAAAGUGCAAAAAUACAUGUAGUAGUUUCAUUGAUGACUGUAAAGUGAAUUAACAUUUGGUGAUAAUGCCUAAGCUUUUUGACUCUGAUAUAAAGAUCAUAGCUCCCCUUCACUUUUGUCUUAACUUGAAUGUGGCGUGUUUAAAUUUUCACACAUACUUUACUUGAAUUAUUGCUGUUGUCACAUAUUUUGCCUCUGUAAGUCCAUCUGAUGAUUGAGCAGCAGCAUUUGCCUUUUGGUUUGGGUUUUUUUUUUUUUUAAUGUAUUUGUUUUUAUAAAAGAGAUGACUUCUGCUGGUUUUCCUUUAAAAUGGUUACCUUAGAAGAAUUUGAGUGGAGCAUGCUGUGUUUCACUUCUGCAGCAGCUUUAGUUUUCUCUUAGCCUUUAUAUGACAUAGGUUCACUGGUGUGAGAAGAGAGAAAGAGAUUCCAGAUAAUAGCCACUCACCAAGACUCAUUCAUAUAGCAUGUUAGUGGUAGUUCAUGCUCCUGGGGCAUCACUUUCAGAUCCUUUGUGAGCAAGUUGUGUUUGUUCAUUGCUUGCCAGAGAUGAAUAUGGAAUGUUCUCUUUGAUUUAUAAGAACUAUCCUUCUGAGUUACUGUGGAGGGAAACAUUAUGUGUAAUGCAGUUAUAGUGAACACUGGAAAGAUUUAUUAUAGAAUUAUAUUCUUGUAUACUUUAUUAAUUAGUCCCUCAUUAGAUUUUUCUUAAGCAUAGGACUGAACUUCAAUUUUUUAAUUUUAAUAGAAUCAGGCACUGCUCACAGAAGGAACACAGAUCGUGGACAUUAACUUAAAUUGUUCUUGUUCAAAUAUAUAUAUUUUUCCAUUUCUGUCAUGCCUGGAAAACUAGUAAAUGUUAUGUAUAAGAUUAAAA